UAAUUUUUCGUCGCACGAUGACACUCGAUUUGGAUGCAAAUAAAAAGGAUGACAAGAUUUUGAUAACAACCAUCCAGCAGGAGUACAAAAUCCUGGCUGAAUACAAAAUGAUUGAGUCGGAGAAGUUGGGUGGAAUAUACACAAUACCCAGCUUAGCGAACUCCUUGCAAUGGUUUGGUGUCUUCUUUGGACGCCAGGGUCUCUAUUCAGAAAGCGUCUUUCGUUUCUCUCUUCUGCUGCCCGAUCGUUUUCCCGAUGAUAAAAGUCUUCCAACCGUAAUUUUUCAGCAGAACAUCUUGCAUCCCCAUGUGUGCCCCUACACCAACAGCCUGGACAUCAGUCAUGCCUUUCCAGAGUGGCGAUGUGGCGAAGAUCACCUUUGGCAGCUUUUCAAGUACAUGCAAGCGAUAUUUUCGGAUCCCAUCGACAGUAUUCGGGGCAUUGAAAUGGACAAAAUAAAGAAUCCAGAGGCUGCCGAGCUGCUGCUCACCAAUCGGGAGGAGUUUGCCGCCCGCGUCCUUGAGAAUAUCAAGGAAAGCAAGGAGCAUAUCUAUGACCCUCAACCAACGGAGGAUCCGCACUAUAUAGUAUUUGAAAAGUUUCAACCAGAUGUGCAUGGGCCGGUGUUGGAGCGAAUCAAAGCAGGCAGGAAUAAUCAGACGGAUUCCACUCUGCAACAGACGAAUGGCGGCACUGCCACCGGGCUCUCAUGGGUGAAGGAGGGCGAGUUCAAGCCAUUGAGCAUUGAAUAAAAGUAAUAUGUAUAUUUGUAUAUUAGUCCUGGAACCAAUAAUCGUAGUUAGAAUGUUGUCUCAAUUAUAUUCCAUUAAAGUUUAAUGUUAUACUA
Molecule: messenger RNA, 847 nt
Organism: Drosophila persimilis
Lineage: Eukaryota; Metazoa; Arthropoda; Insecta; Diptera; Drosophilidae
Gene: peo
Product: protein crossbronx
Exons: 4
Coding region: 18-752 (244 amino acids)
Source: RefSeq, a predicted model, not a curated record